AUGUUUGGCUCUAGAAGAAAACGAGAGAGGAACGGAACGGAACGAAUCUCGAGUGUGAAAUCACCUCACUCUAUUGAUGAUGCUAAAUCCAAGGGAAUCUGUUUGAUGAUAACAGUCUUGCAGCUGGCUCAAUUACCCAAUAUUAAGGUUGCGACUGUACUCCUCUCUUCUGCUUUUGCCUACAACAUCUUUUGGGUGUUCAUAUCUCCGUUGAUAUUCCAUGAAAGUGUCAUGAUUGCAAAUCCAAGAGUUGCUCUUCAACCGCCGAGAAUGACUGGGGCUAUGGAUGUGUCAGAGUCAGGACGUGAAUAUGGGGCUAAAAACACUGAUGACACCCCUGUGACGGGCACUUCUCAGAAAACUCGAGGGGAAGAUGCUCUUCAAUACCUUUUGGUGCAUGGUUGUCCUCCAAAUGUCCGAACAUAUACUAUAUUGAUCAAUGCACUUUGUAAAGAUGGCUCUUUUGAUGAAGCUACACUCUUACUAUCAAAAAUGGAUACCAAUGAUUGCCUCCCUGAUGCUGUAACUUUUGAUACAAUUAUUGGUGCACUGCUCAAGAGAAAUGAGACCGAAAAGGCAGAGAAACUUCGUCAUGAAAUGAUGGAGAGAGGUCUGGUAAAUAUUGAAAAAAGGUCAGAUACUUUAGUUCCAUUUUAUUUAUUUACUUGCUUUUGGACAGUAACUUCAGCUUCAUUUUGGAUUAUGCUUCUAUAA
This is a messenger RNA of Vicia faba (fava bean), 714 nucleotides long. The record is from the annotation of a GenBank genome assembly. Lineage: Eukaryota; Viridiplantae; Streptophyta; Magnoliopsida; Fabales; Fabaceae.